CAUCGGGAAUUGAACUCAGGAUCUCGUGCUUGCCAGGAAGGUUCUGUGCCACUGAGCUAAAUCCCUGGUCUUGAUGACUCACUUUUGACCUUCUCCAAAACUUGCAGAUCCACUUUUUCUGUGUCAUUGUACUGAAUUGGAUUACUUCUACCAGAAAAAGUCAGAAGAAAACUUUUUCAAAUAAAUCCUGAAAUGGUGUGGAUCUGUUGGGCCCUCUGUGAUCCUUGGAUAAACAUCUGGAUAAGAAUGGGUCCAAAUCUGCUUUUGGAAAUAUUGAUAACAUGUGCCACUUUUGCACAUGUACAUACUCUGCUGUUUGUCCCGCCAAGUUGGUAAACAAAUAAAUUGCUUCCUAUAUCCUUCAGGGUAAGAUAUUGAGAUCCACAGCUGGCUACCAUGACAGUAAAGUGCAGAUUUACAGUAGAAAAGUGAGGGAUGGGUCCACUGGAUCCAAUUGUUCAGAAGUAUUCAUUAGUGAAACUAUCUACAUCCUGAAAUCUUUUGUGGACAGGUUUUUAGUAGCAGAUUCUAUUACUUGAAUAAUAGCUUUGGUCCAUUUGGACAGUCCUAUUUUCUUUUUGGUCUGAAUUUAUUGGAGGGGGGAAUUCUAAGGAUCAAACUCACAACCUUGUGCUUGCCUGGCAGGUGCUGUGCUGCUGAGCUAUAUCAGUACCCCUUCUUUUUUGGUCUUUUUUUUGAGACAGAGUUUCACUGUGUAGUUCAGGCCGACCUUGAACUCACUGUGUAGGCCAGGCUGGCCUCAACUCAGCACUCCUCCUGCCUCAGCCUUCUGAGUACUGGGAUUACAGACUUGAAAGAUACUUAAUUCUCAACAAAUGAAUUCUUCACUUGAACUCUGCUGCAUUCCUGUGCCACCACCUCCUUUAGAAAACUGAUCUUAAACAGAGACACGAAUAGACGGUAGAAGAAGAUGCUGGGAUCUGAACGUGGUGUUGUGGAAGAAUGGUUAUCAGAAUUCAAGGCAUUACCUGACACUCAGAUCACCAAUUAUGCAGCAACUUUACACCGAAAGAAGACACUUGUACCAGCCCUUUAUAAGGUUAUUCAAGAUUUGAAUAAUGAGCUGCUGGAGCCUGUCUGCCAUCAGCUGUUUGAACUCUAUCGCAGUUCUGAGGUCCGCCUGAAGAGGUUCACGCUGCAGUUCUUGCCAGAACUGGUGUGGGUUUACUUAAGGCUUACAGUGAGCCGAGAUCGGCAGAGUAAUGGUUGCAUUGAAGCGCUGCUGUUAGGAAUUUACAAUUUGGAGAUUGCUGACAAAGAUGGAAACAAUAAAGUUUUAUCAUUCACUAUCCCUUCCUUAUCCAAGCCCUCAAUUUAUCACGAGCCCUCAACGAUUGGGUCCAUGGCUCUGACAGAAGGUGCUUUGUGUCAGCAUGACCUCAUCAGAGUUGUUUACAGUGAUCUUCAUCCUCAGAGGGAAACGUUCACUGCGCAAAACCGGUUUGAAGUCUUGAGUUUUCUUAUGCUAUGUUAUAAUUCUGCUAUUGUGUAUAUGCCAGCUUCAUCUUACCAGUCCCUUUGUCAAAUGGGCUCCAGGGUUUGUGUGAGUGGGUUUCCUCGGCAACAUGAAAAACACUGGAAAGAACUCUGUGGUCGAAUAGUGUUGGAUCCUGAAUUUAUGGUGCAGCUUCUCACAGGGGUUUAUUAUGCCAUGUACAAUGGACAGUGGGAACUUGGCCAGGAAGUUCUUGAUGAUAUCAUUUAUAGAGCUCAACUAGAACUCUUUUCUCAACCACUAUUGGUUGCCAACGCUAUGAAAAACUCGCUACCAUUUGAUGCUCCUGAUUCCUCACAAGAAGGCCAGAAAGUCCUGAAAGUGGAGGUCACUCCCACAGUGCCAAGGAUUUCUCGGACUGCAAUCACAACGGCCUCAAUCCGUCGUCACAGAUGGAGAAGAGAAGAUGGCUUUGACUUCUCAAACGAGGCUGACUCGAGUAUUCCUGGCUCCCCGAUCCAACACGGCUCCACUGACCUAGGGAUCAAACGUGUGCACGAGGGGGCGGUGCUGGUGCGCAGGACCCCUGAGCGCGGCUCGCCGGAGCCCACCUCAGCAGCAGCCACAACAGAGGGUGCUGAAAGCAUAAACGGAGGAGAAGAGUUUGCAAACCUGAACGAUGCUGAUGAAGGGUUUUCGUCAGGGGCCUCCCUCAGCAGUCAGCCUGUUGGGACCAAAGCAUCCUCCUCUUCUCAGAGGGGAAGCUUGCGGAAAGUAGCCACUGGGCGUCCAGCCAAAGAUAAAGAGGCAGCUUCUGGCACCAGAUCCAUUGAGAGCCCUCGAGAGUCAGUAGUUCGCAAACAGUAUGGGCAGCAGCUGACUGACUUUAGUGUAGACUCAGUUGAGCUGACACCCAUGAAGAAACACCUGAGCCUGCCUGCUGGGCAGGUGGUGCCAAAAACCAACAGUCUGAGUCUGAUCCGAACAGCCAGCGCUUCCUCCAGUAAGUCCUUUGACUACGUGAACGGCAGCCAAGCAGGUACCAGCAUUGGGAUCGGCACAGAGGGCGUCACCAAUCUAGCAACUAACAGUGCUAACCGAUACUCAACUAUCAGCCUCCAGGAAGAACGGCUGGGUCAGGCUGGUGAUGGGAAAGAGCUCCUCAGCCCAGGAGCCCCUUUAACCAAGCAGUCCCGCUCCCCAAGUUUCAAUAUGCAGCUGAUAUCCCAGGUGUAGCUUCGACACCCCCUCCUCUCUUUCCACUUUCCUUGUAACUGAACUGACACUUCGUGUGCAAAAAGACACUUCAUUCCGCCUCGUGAAAUCCUGGUCAUCGCGGUCCGACUUGGGUUAGUUUAGUUAUAUUCAUACUGUACUUUGUAUGGAAACAGCAAUAAGGUUUUCUUUCUCUCCUUCCGUGUCUCUACCUGUGCCCUUCCUGUUCCUUGUGUGCUGUGAGCAGUGUGAAGCGCUUGCCUUCCCAUGCCUUCCCUCCUCCUUGGGUGAUGUGCAAUCCAUCGCAGGCGGAUCAGCCCCAUUUCAACACUGUGAGACUGAGGUGCGUUGGAGGAAAUGCUGGAUGUGAUCCCUAUGAAAUGAUUCUUUGGCUUUUGUUUAAAAACAAAACAAAAACGGGUUUGUUCACAUAAUCUAUAGAACUAUGAAGAUGACUGGAUCAUAUUUUUUCUUUUAACCAGGAGUGCCUCAGAGAUUCUGCUAUGAUUUUGGACUUCUCUGAGUCUGUGCAAUUGUUUUCUCAAGAAGCAUGGGGAAGGGUGGUAGACUACUGCACUUUUUCAUUAAAAUGAGGGUGGCCCAUUUCCCCCCUUUCCUUUAUCCUGGGGACAUAAAUGUUCAAUUACUAAGGCAUUUAAGUCAAUUUACAGCCACCUCCUUUGGGGGGCCUCUAUGCCGAUCGUGUAAUUGAUAAUGCACUUUCUCAAUGGCGCUCUAGUCAUUACUAACAUGUCUUCCCUCUUCCCACCAAGACUUAGGGUCCUUUUUCUCCUUGAAGUUUGAACAGCUAACAAAUGAGAAUCCAAGGGGCAUGUUCUGUUUCCCAGGAAUGAUUGACUUGGUGCUGGGGUUUUGUGGGGGGAGGGGUUUUGUUUCUUGUGUGUGAGGGGAGGUUUUGAUUUGCUUUUUUCUCUUUUGUGAGCUGAUGACUGAAGUAGAAUUGUACGUCUUCAGGUAAAGAGAGGGAUUUCUCAGUCCAUUUUGUGAAAUGUCAAGACUAUUGGAGAAACCCUUUCAGCUGCUUUCUAGAUGUACUUAAAUUCAGUCAAGUAUUUUGGAUUAAGAAACUUAAAGUCCUGAUAGAUUAUAUAUUCCGAAGCAAUGUAUCAGGGACAGAUAAUUGGCUGAAAACACUGAUGCUUCAAUGUGACACAUUUUUAUAGAACAUUUCUACCAGGGGGUACUGACUUGAUUUCUCCUAAAAGGACCACACUGCCUUUGUGUUUAAUAUGAUGCAAUUUGUGUAUCUUCUAAUCAUAUUUCUGCAGUUUGUCGUUUUUAUAAAACUUUGAAAUCAUGCCAGUAAGCUAGAUAAUGAAUGUAUGUAAGUAGCAUUUGGUAAAUGUUAAGAGGCCACAAAAGUACUUUACUGGCUUAAAAGUUUUACAUUUUGAUUUGGUUGGAUAAGACUAUUACAACCUCUUCUGAGUGUUGGGCUCUAAUGUUUGGAUAAAGAAGGGAAUACAUUAGACUUUUGGAAACAGUAUUUAACUUGAAGUUGUAUAAAUCACCCUUUAACAGAGUACUAUGGAGUGCAUUGUACAUUUAGACAUUUUUAGUUAUUAUGAAAGAAAAAUAUAGUGAGUUUAUAGAAAGCAAGUAUUCUCAUAAAAAAGUUGAAAAUUUUAUGUCUACCAAUUAAACUUACAGUAGGUCUUGUUAAUAAAAUAACUGAACACAGUUUCUGUUUUUUCAUACUUAAGAAUCUCCUGUUCCAUUUUAAUUAUAAGAGCAUUUUCUUUUUUCAAAAAGGAUGUGGAGGGCUUUAUGUUGGAAUCUUUGUAAGAAUAGUGAGGUACUUGUUUUGUUGUCUUUUUGAAAUGGUCUUGCUAUUAAGGUACUUGUUUGAAUUUGGUGGUUUGUAAUUUAUGUCAGCUCAUGAGAAUGGAAAACUAAGGGGCUGGGGAUUUAGCUCAGCGGCAUAAGCACUUGCCUUGCAAGGAGGCAGUCGUGAGUUCAAUCCCCGGUACCGAUUUAAAAAAAGACAAAAAAAGAGAAUGGAAAACUAGAACCUGACCCAGUGUCCUUCAUAUGGCCAAAGUUCAAGAGAAAGCUAAAAGUUGAUAGGCAGUUGAUUGUGUGUGUGUGUGUAUGUGUGUGUGGUAUGUAUACAUGUAGAUCACAGAGAUGUUUGAGAUAUCUCUUAUUUCUUCUCAUUUUACUAUGGGAUGUCAAAAACAGCAGAAAAAUUUUUCAACCACAAAAAUAAAUGAGGUGGGUAUACCACACACAAGAAAGAAGAUAAAGUUUCAGGUACACAAGAAAAAGAACAUUGUGCUUAACAGGGAAUAAGAUCUUGGCAAAAGAAAAAAAAAAAUACCUGGUUUUAAAAAGUUGUGUGUAUACUGGCAUGUAAACCAAGGAUGGUUUCAGUUAAAAAUUUCUUUGGUUAAAGAAAUAACCAAAUUACCCAAAUUAUAGCAAAAGCAUAAAAAUUCCCUUUGGUUAAGAAUCUUGGGGCUGGGGUUUUAGCUCAGUGGCAUAAGCACCUGCCUUACAAGCAGGAAGUCCUGAGUUCAAUCCCUGGUACCGAUAAAAAGGAAAAAGACAAAAAAAGAAUUUUAUGGCAUACCUGAAAAGCUUAGUUUGAAAACUUUUUAAUCAUAGAGGACCUCAUCAAUCUCCAUCUGCAUAUGAAUAAGAGGAGUUUUUUAGAGGCUUUGUGUAUGGGCAUAACCGUUACUGUCCCAUGAUUUCAUUUAACUGUUUGCCAUUCCUUCAAGUUUGCCAAUGCUUCAAAGAAACAUUUCCUUUAGUUUGAACUUUGCAUUCAGGUUCUUAGAUUUGCUAUGUAUGAUACAGUUAAGAUGAAAUGAGUUAGUUAAACUGUCAGAUUUUCUAAGUUUAAAAAAAUUGCUGCAUUAUUUAUUUAAAUAAUUUAAAAUAAGUUUGCUUAAGGUUUAUAACAACCAUAACAAAUACAUGCCAGCAACUAACAUUUGAUCCUUCGACAGGACAACUUUUUGUUUUAUAUUUUUCACUUUAAAAAGUAUUCCAUCCAUCUAUGGAAAAUAUAUUUAGGGACAGAAUACUUGUUUUGUAUAGUAAAAUAAUUUGAUUGAUGCAGUUGUGUCAGGAUUACAGAAUACCAAGAAACAUCUGAAGGUUUUGGGACUCUGAUAAAAUUUAAAGUCAUGUUACUAAAAGCAAAGUUUAAAUGUAAAGUGAGAAGUUACCUUAGAAGUUUUAAAAUACGAAAAUAUCUUAAUAAGCUAGAAGAAAAAUGAUUGUAACCUAAAUGCUAAUCCCCUAAGCACCACCCUUCCUUUUCUGAAACUUCACUCUUCUGUGCCUGUUUAUUGGAUCAGAAUUUUUGUGCUAAAAGAGACCCUGGAGACACUCUAGCUAGUCUCCCCUCGCACACACAUUCAGCCUCAGGAAAUUGAGGCUCGAAGAGGUUGUGACCUGACUCCGUCACAUAAAUAAGAAGCAGAGCCAGAAUCAGACCUUGUCUCCAGCAAUUGCAUACACCCACUGCCUCUCUUUACCGUGAUCAAUGUACGUAACAUUUUCCAUUUCUGCAGUUGCUUUGCAUUAUUGGUCUAGUUAGUAGUUGGUGAGUACAGCACAUGAAGAAAAGUAUUAAAUCUAGAAAAAAAUGAAGGGUGAUAAAUAUAGAUGGGGCAAUGUUAGAAAUGUAGGUGUCUAUACAGAUAUAAGGAUAGGUACAUUAUUCUUUAAGCUAAUUUAUGCCUUACGGAUUUUCUGCCACAUAACAGUUGUAUGCUGCCAUGUUGUUUAUAUGUGUAAAGAUUUAUUUAAGUGCAAAAUAAACUUAAACAGUGGCUUGAUCAGUGUUUCUAGCUACUUUAAAGUAAUUUUUAAAUCAGCCAGCUUUUAGUCACCAAGGUGGCCAGUUAAUUGUAUUGUACAAUGGAGUAUUAUAAAGAUGAAAUAAAUAUAAUUACAUUAGUUUCCAGUAUAGAGAGAGGUUGGACCUUACUGUGCUUGCAGCAGAUAAAAGCAAUAUUUCCUUAUGUAAUUGAGAAAGGUUCAUAGUGGGAAGCUUACGAAUCCAUAAUGGAACAGUGACCAUGACGUCAAACAAAUUGUAUAUACCAUAUAAAAUGUUGUCACCGUGGUAGUCUCAGCUAUAUAAGGUUCAAUAUUUCCAAUGUGUAUUCUUAAAUUAAUUAUAUUUAUUAGACACUGGAAUACUAAGAAUAACUUCUUUCAGAUUGUUUUGUUUGCACUAUUGUGAAUAUUUUAAUGAAAUGGGGUGUUUUUCCUAUCACUUUGUGAGGUUUGUAUGAGUCUUAAUUUUUGGUACAUUAGUUGUUGACAAUCACUUGUCUCAUUUAAUUCUCUGCAUGUUCAUUUGUAAAUAAAAAUACUAGUAUGUGUCUUAAUGGGUAGUGUACUGUACAAACACUGGCAAGGAGGAGCACCUCCGUUUCUGAUCUUGGAUUACAUUAGAGUUAGUUUUUAAAAACCAGUGUUUCAAUUACAUAUUUGUUUUUCAGUUUUGAAAAGCUCAGUAGGUCAUGCUAGUGAUCAGAAAAUCUGUAAGAAUUUUAGGGCAACUUUUCUAUACUGUGGCUAUGUUACACAGUCGGGACAUGAGAUUUUUUUAUCUUUCAAGUUGAAUGAUUACUGUCACUGUUUCACCACCACGUUGGCUGAAACACAUUUUGUACUACUUUUGAAAAAGUGGCUUUUAAAAUACGUUACAUGAAAACCAAGUAGAGAGAGAUAACUUAAAAGUUGGAAUAUUUGCCAGAUUUAAAAGAAGAUGAGUAUAAAAUUAAUAGCACUGAUAAAAUCAUGAGUCACCAAAACUGUCCAUGUUAAGUUGAUCAUAAUUGGUAACAUAACACAAAUUUUAGCAUUGUAUUGUGAAUACCCAAUGGGUGUAUCAUACUGACACUGAACAACAUAAGAAAUAACCGUUCACACAGGGCUCACCAUACAUCUUCCUGCCCAUGAAAGCACAUGUCUACUAACCUAAUCAGAGUCACAACUUUGGUCAUUUCUUAGCCAUUAGUUCUAUGAGAAAUAGAAAGCAGAUAAUUCAGGAUAGGCAUUAACAGAAAGCUAUGAAUGGUGUGAAAUAAUGCAGUGUAGCACAGAAACAGAGGUUCUGUGUUUCGCUUUUGAAUUUUGAGGAACCAUGUUCCUAAUGUUUACAAAUUAAAGCAUAUUCAUAUCUGCUACUCUGCUAUUAUAAUUGAUACAGAUUUUACCAAAAAGUAGGUGUAUGUAGCUUAAAGUAUAAGUGAGUCCUUGUUUUAAAACUGUAUUUGAAGAUAAGUCUAAUAAACAGAUUCUUUUAUUUUCAGAGAGAAAUGAACUUAAUUGGACAAUCUGUUCCCAGCUACAGAAUUAACAAGAAUCUGGUUUGCUGUAUUUCAGUUAUAAACAGCUCAGUAUUAAGUAUAUUAGAGGAAAUUUUCUACAGCUUCAUUAAUUACAAAAUUUACCAAAGAAAAUCUUAUUGUCCAAAUAGUUUUUAAAGUACCUCUUAAGGAAUCAACCCCCUUUAACAUUAGGAUUGCUUUCUAACUCCCGGGAAGUCAUAUUAAAAGUCUUUGAUCUGGAAAAUAGGUAUACAGACAGUCUUCCUAUGUCAGCAGCAUGUGAAUAUUCCAGCAAAAGUACAAGUUAAAAGCCAAAUUCAAAUACUGUUAUUUCUUCCAGCACAUUUUCUUGUCUCCUUAACUAAAAUUAAGGAUUCUGCACAUCAGUAUUGAAUAAAAAGGAAAUUCCUAAUGUUGGUGUAUUAUAUGAUAUUGUGGGUUCUUCCAAUAAAAUUGCAGGGAAAAUUAUGGAAAUGCACCUUUUCCACUGGGCAGUGGCAAUUAUUUCUGAUAAAUACAAUACUGAUUAAAAUGGUAUGGUUUACAUAAUUUAUGUAUAUGAUUGCUGAGUUUUUUCUUUGCAUAAAAACAUGAUUGGAUUAAUAAAAGCUAAAAUUUCUUAAAUGUGUAGAAAAAGAACUACAAAUUUAUUGAAGCUGUUAAAAGAUUUUUUUUAAAUCACGUAAUUGUACAUUAUCUGAUAAAAGUUCUAUGUAUUUUUUUCACAUGAUAAUUAUAAAGUAAUGAAUGUUUUGAUCAGUUAUCCUGGAAGGAGAAAAUUGGCCCUUUAAUUAUCCCUGCUAUAGGUGUGGUUCUUAUAUUCCAAACUAAAUUAAUACAUGCUCCAUACGUUACUUUAAAAUAUUUAUUGAAAAAUUACUCCACAUUGAAUCUUUUUAUUGUUACUCUAAAGUUUCAGCUGGGUUUGCAUUCAGUUUAAGUGGUUAAAUGAAAUGAUUUUACAAUGCAGAUUGUUUUCCCACUUUUUGUCAAGGCAAUUUGGCUAUCCUGAGCUAUACAUUCUGAAGGAUUUUCACUGCUUAGGCUUUGUGCAGUCUGAUCUCUGCAACAAGGGACAGCUACACAGAAAAAUCCUACUCGUGUGUUUGCUUCAUGAAAGAGUACAGAAUGUAUUAAUUGGGUUUGUGGGGUUUUUUAACCAGCAUUAACCUACAGUUUGGCAUAAACUUCCCAAGUACUGAGGGAAUGGUGCUGGUGAAACUUUAAAUACGAUAGGUUUAUAGAAAUUAUCUCUACUGAAUGAGGUCCUCAAACCUAGGACUAGUGAAAAUCUCCAUCUUUUGAGUAAAAGGAAAAAAACUGCACACUUAAGACCAUAUUUAUUGGUGCAUGUAAGCCAUUAUCCUGUCUCUAACUGAUUAUAAUGCUGUUGAUUGUUGAAAUGUGAAAUGUAAUUAGUCACUGUUCACCUUGUAAAUAUCUGCCAGAGAUGAAAAAAUAUUUUAAGUUACUGUAAAUAAAGAUGUAUAAAGAUCAAUGUCGGUCUCCAAUGCAGAAACAAUCUAAGAUGUUAAAUACUGUGUUUCUUGACAAAUGUGUAAUUUUCUUCUAGGUGUAUCUAGUUAUAUUAAGAAUGUAAAUUUUCUUUUGUACAGUAUAAAAAUACAGCUCUAUUUGGCUUUUAA
Molecule: messenger RNA, 9635 nt
Organism: Cavia porcellus (domestic guinea pig)
Lineage: Eukaryota; Metazoa; Chordata; Mammalia; Rodentia; Caviidae
Gene: Hycc2
Product: hyccin PI4KA lipid kinase complex subunit 2
Exons: 13
Coding region: 932-2692 (586 amino acids)
Biological process (GO): phosphatidylinositol phosphate biosynthetic process; protein localization to plasma membrane
Cellular component (GO): plasma membrane
Source: RefSeq, a predicted model, not a curated record